Messenger RNA from Colletes gigas, 3377 nucleotides. It is a transcript of the gene norpA, whose product is annotated as 1-phosphatidylinositol 4,5-bisphosphate phosphodiesterase. The coding region runs from base 59 to 3310 and encodes 1083 amino acids. NCBI's taxonomy places the organism in Eukaryota, Metazoa, Arthropoda, Insecta, Hymenoptera, Colletidae. Gene Ontology annotation, molecular function: calcium ion binding; phosphatidylinositol-4,5-bisphosphate phospholipase C activity. The record is from RefSeq and is a predicted model, not a curated record. Gene Ontology annotation, biological process: lipid metabolic process; phosphatidylinositol-mediated signaling. The transcript is spliced from 20 exons.
ACCCCAAGUUCGCUUCAAGGCAACCUGCAGAAGCUGAGGAGAGAAAAACGAGGGGAAGAUGACGAAAAAGUUCGAGUUCAAUUGGCUAAUAGAGGUGCCGGAGCUGUUGAGAAACGGCUCUGUGUUCGAUCGAUGGUUCGAGGACAAGGAAACGACGGAAUUCGAGCCGAGUUGCAUGUUCAAAGUCGACGAAUACGGGUUUUUUAUCUAUUGGAAGAGCGAAGGGAAGGACGGGGACGUGAUAGAGUUGGCCCAGGUGAGCGACAUUCGUUACGGUGGCACGCCAAAGGACCCUAAAUUAUGCAACAAAGUAGGGAAACACGGGUCGAUGGAGCAGGUGGACGAAAAAAGCUUGACUAUAUGCUCGGGCAUCGAUUACACGAAUAUUCAUUAUCAACACAUAAUUUGUGCAGACGCUCAAACAGCCAAGGAUUGGCAAGCUGGUCUGCGAUUAAUUACCCAUAACACGAAAGCUUCCAACGUUUGUCCCACGAUUCAGCUUAUGAAACAUUGGAUGAGGCUGAGUUUCCAAGUGGAUCCCAAAGGAAAAGUGCCAGUGAAAGUUAUAUCUAAGACCUUUGCUUCCGGAAAAACGGAGAAACUUGUGUAUCAAUGUCUAUCGGACUUAGGCUUGCCCAGUGGAAAAAGCGACAAGAUAGAGCCAAAGGACUUCACUUUCGAUAAGUUUAAAACUCUGUAUUUCAAAAUUUGCCCCCGAAACGACAUCGAAGAACUAUUUCAAUCGAUAACGAAGGGGAAGUCGGAUACGAUCAGUUUGGGCCAACUUGUGCAAUUCAUGAACGAGAAACAGAGAGAUCCUAGACUGAACGAAAUUUUGUAUCCUCUUUACGACGAGAAACGAUGCACGGAAAUAAUUAACGAUUACGAGGAAGAUGAGAAAGCAAAGGGUGCAAAGAAUUUAACGAAAGAGGGGUUCAUUCGUUAUUUGAUGUCCGAUGAAAAUGCUCCAGUGUUUCUGGACAAACUGGAAGAGUGGAUGGACAUGGACCAACCCCUCGCUCAUUACUAUAUCAAUUCUAGCCAUAACACCUAUCUCAGUGGCAGACAAAUAGGUGGCAAAAGUACUGUAGAGAUGUAUAGACAAGUGUUACUGGCUGGCUGCAGGUGCGUGGAACUCGAUUGCUGGGACGGAAAAGGGGAGGACGAGGAGCCAAUAAUAACUCACGGAAAAGCUAUGUGCACCGACAUCCUCUUCAAAGACGUCAUAUACGCUUUAAGAGACACUGCAUUCGUGACCUCGGAGUACCCCAUAAUCCUCAGCUUCGAGAACCACUGUUGCCUCAAACAGCAAUACAAAUUAGCAAAAUACUGCGACGAAAUCCUGGGCGAUCUGUUGCUGAAGGAACCUCUGAAAGACUACCCGCUGGAGCCUGGACAUCCUCUUCCACCGCCCAGCGCGCUGAAACGCAAGAUACUGAUCAAGAACAAGAGACUUAAGCCGGAAGUGGAGAAGGUGGAGCUAGAGCUGUUCCGUUCGGGGCAGUUCGAGGCGAAGGACGAAGUUGUCGAAGACCCUAACGCACCUCCAGCUCCGCCAAAGGAGGAAGUGCCUCCGGAAGCUCCUCCGCCAGCUGAAGGAGCUGCACCUGGCGAACCUGGCGCUGAGGGUGAAGCUCCUCCGAUUCAGUACACUGGCAGCACCAUGGCUUGCCAUCCUUGGCUCUCAUCGAUGAUCAAUUAUGCUCAGCCUAUCAAGUUUCAGAGCUUCGAAACUGCUGAAAAGAAGAAUAUCUACCACAACAUGUCCUCGUUCUCGGAGACAGCAGCUCUGAAUUAUCUAAAGACCCAUUCGGUGGAGUUUGUUAAUUACAACAAGCGUCAAAUGAGUCGAAUCUAUCCGAAGGGUACAAGAGCUGAUUCGUCGAAUUACAUGCCUCAGGUGUUCUGGAACGCGGGUUGUCAAAUGGUGGCGCUGAAUUUUCAAACCCCAGACUUGCCUAUGCAAUUGAAUCAAGGAAAGUUUGAGUUUAACGCGACAACAGGGUAUUUGUUGAAGCCGGAAUUCAUGAGGAGGCCCGACAAGGUCUUCGAUCCCUUUUCUGAGGACGUGGAUGGUGUCAUCACGGCUCAAUGCUCCGUCCAGGUGAUAGCAGGUCAAUUUUUGUCUGACAAGAAGGUGGGCACCUACGUUGAGGUGGACAUGUACGGUUUGCCAGCAGACACCAUUAAAAAGGAAUUCAGGACACGUAUGGUCCCUGCAAAUGGUUUGAACCCAGUUUACAACGAGGAACCGUUCCUUUUUCGAAAAGUUGUGCUACCUGACUUGGCUGUACUUCGACUAGGAGUCUAUGAAGAGAGUGGAAAGUUGUUGGGUCAGCGUAUCUUGCCUCUGGACGGUCUUCAAGCCGGAUACAGGCACAUAUCGCUGAAGACUGAAGCAAAUUUCCCUAUGGCGCUGCCCAUGCUGUUCUGCAACAUCGAGCUGAAGAUUUACGUGCCCGAUGGAUUCGAAGACUUCAUGGCUGCUCUGUCGGACCCGGGUGGAUUCAGCAAAGGAGCGGAGAAACAGGCGGAGACGAUGAAAGGGCUUGGAAUCGAGCAAACGGACGCCAAAGCUGAGGCCAAGAAGAAAAAAGAAGAGGAAGCUAAGAAGGAGGAGUAUAAACCGGAACCAAUUACGCUGGACACGCUACGAAAGGAGAAAACGUUCAAGCUGGGGAAAAAACAGCAAAAGGAGCAGGACACGAUGAAGAAGAAGCAUCUGAAGGAACGACAGACGAUGCAGAAGAAUCACUGCGCCGCCAUUGAUAAAUUGGUCAAAGGAAAAGAUAAGAACGCGUUGGUGCAGGAUGCCAACGUGAAGAAGGUAGUGAGCGAGCAAACCGCCCAAUGGUCGUCCAUGGUGGAACGACAACGGAAAGAGGAGUGGGAGUUGUUGAAGAAUCACACGGAUGCUGCUCGAGAGGAAUUCAAAAAAUUGAUCGAUGUGGUGCAAGCUGGACAGGUUAAGCAAUUGCAGGCGAAACACGACAAAGAUAUCAAAGAAAUGAACGCGAAUCAAGUGAAGGUAUCUGUGGAGACAGCUAAAGAAGUGAUGAACGAUAAAGCGUUGAAGACGAAGGGUGACAAGGAUCGUCGUAUUCGUGAGAAGAAGGAACAGAAUACGAAGAAGUUCAUGCAGGAGAGGAAGAACGUGCAGAUCAAACAGGGUCGCGAGAAGGAGAAGCUGAAAGUUAGCCACGAGAAACAGGUGGCUGGAUUGGACGGAGAGAUCGACUCGACUAUCGAAAUGUACAAGAACGAAGCGAUUCAAUACGACUUGUCCUCCAAGACAGAAUUUUUCGUAUGAAUGUUGGGACCUGUGGACAUUAUACAUAUUUCUACCUUUCAUUUGAUACUUUUCUUUAUACGAUACU